GACAAUGGAGCAGAAGUGGAUCGAAAAAUGUGAAAAUACGAUACAAAACACAUAAUUUGCAACCCUGUAGCACGGUAUAUUACGCACAUCAGUAAACCUACGCAAAGCUAUGGAUACGGUCCGCAAGAGUGCGACCAGCACGGCCACUGCCGCUCGUGAUAAUAGAGUGGCUCAUAUCGAUUUCAAGAAGAUUUGUCGCAUCUGUGGAAAAUCGGAUGAAACGCUUACCUCGGUGCAUUCGCGAUACCAGAACGACCUGCGGGGCAAGAUCGCGAAGUAUCUCAGUGUUGAUAUCAAAGAAAAUGGCACGUUGCCAACGAAGAUUUGCUUCUGCUGCAAAGAUAUCAUCACCAAGUGGCACGAUCUGUAUGAGAAGUGUCGUGUGAUGGAGGAACGGUUUGAUUCUAUACUGAAAUCUUGCGAAGAGCAACUGCCAACGGAAUUGCUUGCGAACGGUACGCGGGAAGAACCGAACGAAAAGAAUGGCUGUCACUCAUCUUCUAAGGAAGACGUUGAACGUGGGGAACGAUUGAACAGUGGUGGAACGAUUGAACAUAAUGCAGCGCCACAAGAAUCUGCCACAACAACUGUUCCUGAUCAGGAAUCUAAGAAAAGUCAAAAGUCUUCAGCCAAAAGCAGGACGGUUACGUGCACGUUUUGCCGUACGGAGGGAACCACUAAUGGUAUCGUACGAUUUGAUUCUCAAACGGCGCUAGUGGAUCACAUGAAAGAUCAACAUUGGGAGCAGAUCUUUCACUGCGAGCAGUGCGACAACUAUCUCGAUCGUGCGAUUCUAAUCGAGCACAUGACAAUGCACGCACUAAGCUUACUGGCACCGGCAUCCGUUGCUGACGGAACGGAGCAGGAACCGGAAAGUAUGGCUUCCGGUUCAGGUAUGGGCGAAGAUGAGCCCGAAGGUGAAAUGGAAGAGGCUGAAGGUAGUCAGCAAACGACGGAACUGAAAUCCGGCGAAGGUAGCACGAACAAGGAAAAUGACGAGAAGGAUCUGGCGGCCGCAGCUCCAGAAACGGUGAAAACCGUCGAGGGACGCAAACUGUACUGUUACAUCUGCGAGAAAACGCUCGGCAAUCGAAGCGCCUACUCCUACCACGUGAACCAGGUGCAUUUGAACAUCAAAAAGUUCGAUUGCACCUUCUGCGAGAAAAAGUUUGGCAAUCGGCGCUUGCUGAACAAUCACAUCGCGAAUCUCCACUCGCGCGAACGAAACUUCGGCUGUACCGUGUGUGACAAGCGCUUCAAAACGAACGUCGCCCUGUACAACCAUAUGCGGGUGCAUGACGAUAAGCUACAGUUUAGCUGCCGGUUUUGUGACAAAAAGUUCCGAUUCCGGAAUCAUCUCGUCAGUCACGAGUUAGUCCAUCUGGAUGAGCGCAACUAUUCCUGCAGCCAGUGCGACAAGAAGUUCAACACGAACGAGUGUCUGCAGAAGCAUAAGCUGACGCACGUUACGACGGAACCGUACCAAUGUCCGCUGUGUGGAUUCAGCACGAAACAGAAGCGUUAUCUGGUGCUGCAUGCAAAGCGCAUCCACAUGGUGCGGUAAAGUGAUACGGGGCGCAAAGACGAUACUCAGACCCCGUUCGCACGUAAUACUCUUUAUUCCAAUCGGUAAGUAAUAAGCAAAUUAUUUACGUUUAGGCCAAAUUGACAGGCAAACAGACAAAACGAAGGCUCUACUAAGCACGGUGGCACGGGUAUAAGAAACCUUGCACUGUGGUCAAAAUAGACAGAUAAGUAGGAACAAGUAGAUGUCAGAUGAUCGGAACUCGGCAUGCUCCGAUUGAUCAUCGAAAGCGAUAAACACAUUCUCUAAGCUACCGGUGUACCUGAAAACAAAGAAAGAAGGGAAAAAUAACACACAACAUUAGUACGUAGUAUUUGAAAUUGUCGUCAUUUUAGUGCAAAAGCGAAAUUAAGACACGAUUGAUGAUCGUGUGUGCACAUAAAUCAUGCGUCAUCAACAAUAAGACAGCAACAACAACAAAAAACUAAACUAAACCAACACAUGUCGUAGUCAAAAAAAAAGCUAAACAAAAUCUACUUCAACUCGAAACAAAUUAUCUAGCGUAUACAUACAUCAUGGUAAUAUGUGUAUAUUUAGUAUGUCGUGUUGCCAGCCGUUUCGUAGAGAACCUGUAAGAAGCAGCUGCUGCAGGCUCUUUUUAUACAAUUGCCAUUAUUUAACGUUCAAGCGGCCUUGUUUCAUUUUUGUACCGUGUUAAGGUGUUUUAGUUUUACCUGCUUAGGUUAUGGUAUAGCUUAACGUUAAUGUAAUAGCCAGCAACACAACAGCCCCGAUUCGCGAACUGGUAGAAAAUGUGCCACACAUUGAACCUUGUUUCAUUGUUUGUUUUUAAUGUACUGUACUUGUUUCUUUCGUACUGAAAGUCAAUCGUAUCGCCAGUAUUUAUUCCACGCCCAACAUCGAGCGAAUGUUUUUAUUGCUUAGCGUUUAGUGCGGUUUUUGUGGCAGUAUUUAUGAACUUAUUUAUUUAUUUGUGUCAACCUAUGCGUAGUGAAUCGUUACUGUUAAUCUGUAAGAAUGCGUAUUUAUUAAUCGGAGCCAAUAAAUUAAGUAGAACGUGCUAAGUUAUU
This is a messenger RNA of Anopheles moucheti, 2616 nucleotides long. Its product is annotated as zinc finger protein OZF-like. Bases 110 to 1564 code for a protein of 484 amino acids. Gene Ontology annotation, biological process: regulation of transcription by RNA polymerase II. Gene Ontology annotation, molecular function: zinc ion binding; chromatin insulator sequence binding. NCBI's taxonomy places the organism in Eukaryota, Metazoa, Arthropoda, Insecta, Diptera, Culicidae. The record is from RefSeq and is a predicted model, not a curated record. The transcript is spliced from 2 exons. Gene Ontology annotation, cellular component: nucleus; chromosome.